This is a messenger RNA of Taeniopygia guttata (zebra finch), 979 nucleotides long. RefSeq names its product transmembrane protein 101 (gene TMEM101). NCBI's taxonomy places the organism in Eukaryota, Metazoa, Chordata, Aves, Passeriformes, Estrildidae. Gene Ontology annotation, biological process: positive regulation of canonical NF-kappaB signal transduction. The record is from RefSeq and is a predicted model, not a curated record.
CACUUCCGGCGGCGGCGGCGAUGGCGGCGGGCCGCGGCUGGCGGCGGCGGGCGCUGCGGCUGCUGACGGCGGGCGGCGGCGUCCUGCUCACCCGCUUCCCCUUCUGGCACUGCUUCAGCGGGCUGCUGCUCUGCGCCGAGCGCGCCGACCUGCGCCGGAAGCCGGACAUCCCGGUGCCCUACCUGUACGUGGACAUGGGUGCGGCCGUGCUCUGCGCCAGCUUCAUGUCCUUCGGCGUCAAGCGGCGCUGGUUCGCCCUGGGCGCCGCGCUGCAGCUCGCCAUGGCCACCUACGCCAGCCAUGUUGGUGGCCACGCGCACUACGGCGACUGGCUCAAGGUCCGGAUGUACUCGCGCACCGUGGCCGUCAUCGGCGGGUUCCUGAUCCUGGCCAGCGGUGCCGGUGAGCUGUACCGGCAGAGACCGCGCAGCCGCUCCCUGCAGGCCACCGGGCAGGUGCUGCUGGGCAUCUACCUCAUCUGCCAGGCCUACUCGCUGCAGCACAGCCCCGAGGACCGCCUGGCGUACCUGGAGCACCUGCUGGGGGGUGAGGUGGCCCUGCAGCUGCUGUUCCUGCUCUACGGGCUGCUGGCGCUGGCCUUCCUGUCGGGCUGCUACGUGCGGGUGGCAGCGCAGGUGCUGGCGGUGCUGCUGCCACCCGCCAUCCUGCUGGUGGACGGCAACUUGGCAUACUGGCACGCCCUGCGCCGCGUCGAGUUCUGGAACCAGAUGAAGCUCAUCGGCCAGAACGUCGGCAUCUUCGGGGCCGCGGUCAUCCUGGCCACCGACGGCUGAGGGCACAGGCGGGAGGGGUUUUGCUAUUUAUUCCUUCAGGUUUUUUUUCUUUCUUUGUAAAUAUUUGAUAAUUCUGGCGGAGGAUGGGUGGGGGGUGGCGGCCACUGUGUGGCCAGGGUCCCUCUCCCUGCUGAGGGGUGUCACUGCUCCCCCCCCACCACCCCAAAAAAAUGUAUUUUUACUGA